Sorex araneus (European shrew) is the source of this 1239-nucleotide messenger RNA. It is a transcript of the gene SEPTIN14, whose product is annotated as septin 14. Lineage: Eukaryota; Metazoa; Chordata; Mammalia; Eulipotyphla; Soricidae. Gene Ontology annotation, cellular component: microtubule cytoskeleton; cell division site; septin complex. The transcript is spliced from 8 exons. Bases 25 to 1239 code for a protein of 404 amino acids. Gene Ontology annotation, biological process: cytoskeleton-dependent cytokinesis. Gene Ontology annotation, molecular function: GTP binding; molecular adaptor activity; GTPase activity. The record is from RefSeq and is a predicted model, not a curated record.
GAAGAUAGUGUUCGUAGCUUGACUAUGUUUGGUCAUUUUGGUUUUGAAUGUUUGCCUCAUCAGUUGGUAAACAAGGCUAUUCAACAAGGAUUUUCUUUAAAUAUUCUUUGUGUAGGGGAAACUGGAAUUGGAAAAUCAACACUGAUUGAUACAUUAUUUAAUACAAAUUUGAAAGAUAAAAAGUCCUCACAUUUUUACUCAACGGUUGGACUUAAAAUACAGACGUAUGAACUUCAAGAAAGUAAUGUUCAACUGAAAUUGACAGUUGUCAAAACAGUGGGAUAUGGAGAUCAAAUGAAUAAAGAAGCCAGCUACCAACCAAUAGUUGACUAUAUCGAUGCUCAAUUUGAAGCCUAUCUUCAAGAAGAAUUGAAAAUUCAGCGUUCCUUCUCAGACUGCCAUGAUACUCGUAUCCAUGUGUGCCUUUACUUCAUUUCUCCUACAGGACAUUCUCUGAAAUCCAUUGAUCUAUUAACCUUGAAGAACAUCGACAGCAAGGUGAACAUUAUACCGCUUAUUGCCAAAGCAGAUACACUUUCUAAAAAUGAUUUGCAGAAAUUUAAGUGCAAGAUAAUGAGUGAAUUAAUUAAUAAUGACAUUCAGAUAUACCAAUUCCCUAUAGACGAUGAAAGUACUGCUCAAUUGAACUCCUCUAUGAAUGGGUACUUACCUUUUGCUGUAGUCGGGAGUAUGGAUGAAGUGAAAGUUGGAAAAAGAAUAGUCAGAGGUCGUCAGUACCCUUGGGGAGUUUUACAAGUGGAAAACGAAAAUCACUGUGACUUUGUUAAGCUUCGGGAUAUGCUUCUUUGUACAAAUAUGGAAGACUUGAAGGAACAGACUCACAUUAGACAUUAUGAACUCUAUCGGUACUACAAAUUGCAGGAAAUGGGUUUUGCUGAAGUGGGCCCAGACAACCAGCCAGUUAGUUUUCAAGAAAUAUAUGAAGCCAAAAGGCAGGAGUUCUUGGAUCAAUGUAUGAGCGAAGAAGAUGAGUUGAAACAAAAGUUCAUGCAGAGAAUAAAGGAAAAAGAAACAACUUUUAAAGAAGCUGAAAAAGAGCUACAGGAUAAGUUUGAACAUCUUAGAAAAAUCCAACAAGAGAAGACAAUGAAACUUGAAGAAGAGAGAAGACAAUUGGAAGAAGAAAUAAUAGAAUUUUAUAAAAUGAAGACAGCCUCUGAAACACUGCAAACUCAGAUCGGCGUCAAUAUGAAAAAGGACAAAGAUCGUAAGAAAUAG